Polyodon spathula (Mississippi paddlefish) is the source of this 1217-nucleotide messenger RNA. RefSeq lists its product as uncharacterized. Gene Ontology annotation, molecular function: serine-type peptidase activity. The transcript has 7 exons. The coding region runs from base 386 to 1045 and encodes 219 amino acids. Gene Ontology annotation, biological process: proteolysis. Lineage: Eukaryota; Metazoa; Chordata; Actinopteri; Acipenseriformes; Polyodontidae. The record is from RefSeq and is a predicted model, not a curated record.
UUUGUACCGUCUCUGUCACCAAUACAAGCCCUACUUCUAUAGACUUAUGGUGCUCAACGUUUUUUUUUUUUUUUAUCAAGUAAUAUUGGAUCGUAUUUUUGGAUGACUUAAAACGUACAGUACAACUAUAAGUUAAAGCAGUGGACGUAAACGUUGACGUCUGUAAAAUAGUUGCAGAUGUGCGCAGUCAUGAAACUUUGACCUUAAAAUUUACAAACUCAGCAACAUUUUUCCAAAACGAUUUCAAACAGGCGACCUUUUGGACCACUAUAAACGUACACUCUGACCCUCUCAGUUAAACGUGUUGUAGAUUCCGAUACUCUUCUUAAUACUAUCCUUGUCUGGGACGUUAAAAUAAGCACCACGGCCGGGUUCAACAAACGCAAUGAAACGGAGAUUGUUGUUAGUUUCCAACUCCACAUUAUAUGGAGGGGGAUAUCUCCAGCAUUGCCAGCGGCAGAUUCAAGAUUUUUUUGGAGAGAAAGUGACAAGAGUUUUAUUCAUUCCUUAUGCUUUGCAUGAUAGAGAUGCUUAUGCUAAAACUGCAAGAGAGAAAUUUCAAAGUCUGGGCUAUGAACUUGACAGCAUUCAUGAAGCCCCCAAUCCUGUGGACGCUGUGAGGAAGGCACAGGGGAUUUUCAUUGGUGGUGGCAACACUUUCCGACUUUUGAAAACCCUUUACGACCAUAAUCUGGUGUCCGAGAUAAAGAAGAGAGUCCUUGAGGAUGGAGUCCCAUAUAUGGGGUCAAGUGCAGGAACUAAUGUGUCCACAGUCAGCAUCAGCACCACCAAUGACAUGCCUAUUGUGUACCCACCCACCCUGACUGCCAUUGGGUUGGUGCCGUUUAACAUCAAUCCCCACUACCUGGACACAGACCCCAACAGCCGACACAUGGGGGAAACUCGUGAGCAGCGCAUCACGCAGUAUCAUGAGGAACCAGACACACCCUCUGUACUGGGUUUAAGAGAAGGGUCAUUAUUGCUUGUAGAAGGAAACAAAGCAACUCUCUUAGGAACCACAAACGCCCGUCUGUUUAUUAGGUAAAACAAAGUACAUCUCAACUUUUAUACAUUUUCAGAUCAGCCUUUUAAUUUGGCUUUAUUGAUCUAGAGCUUUGUCAGAACUCUCAAUCAUACAGUAGGAUAUAUUUAAUUUUUUUUAAUGCAUUACAUAUUAUGCUGUGUUUCUGGUGAUUCGAGAGUAUGGAUUGCUCACU